Caenorhabditis remanei is the source of this 216-nucleotide messenger RNA. RefSeq lists its product as uncharacterized. The record is from RefSeq and is a predicted model, not a curated record. Lineage: Eukaryota; Metazoa; Nematoda; Chromadorea; Rhabditida; Rhabditidae. The transcript is spliced from 2 exons. Gene Ontology annotation, molecular function: DNA-binding transcription factor activity, RNA polymerase II-specific; RNA polymerase II cis-regulatory region sequence-specific DNA binding. Gene Ontology annotation, cellular component: nucleus. Gene Ontology annotation, biological process: cell differentiation; regulation of transcription by RNA polymerase II. Bases 1 to 216 code for a protein of 71 amino acids.
AUGGCCCCCCGACCGGAUCCAACAAGAAUUCCACGACGGAGGACAACGUUUACUGUUGAACAGUUGUAUCUUCUGGAAAUGUAUUUCGCACAGAGUCAAUAUGUUGGAUGUGAAGAGAGAGAACGGUUGGCGAGAAUUCUAAGUUUGGAUGAAUAUCAGGUCAAAAUUUGGUUCCAAAACCGCCGGAUCCGCAUGAGACGAGAGGCCAACAAGUGA